This is a messenger RNA of Peronospora matthiolae, 1359 nucleotides long. The record is from the annotation of a GenBank genome assembly. Lineage: Eukaryota; Oomycota; Peronosporomycetes; Peronosporales; Peronosporaceae.
AUGGGGAAUUCUGCGAGUCGCACGGCACAUCAAGUUUGGAAGGGACCGUUUAGUGACGAUGAGUACGAGUGUCUGAGGAUGAAGUUCGACGAAUUGAUCGCGUCGGCGUCGUCAGAAGCUGCAGUUUCCACCAAUUUACAGACGUGGCUCGAGCUUUCGCCACCUGCUGCAGCCCCAAAGGAACUGACUCUUCCAUGCGCUCGAGUAGGCUUGAACUUUUAUCGUUUGUGCAUGGAAGCAAAAGAAAACAAAGAGUCGGGCGGAGACCGAUCAAAGAACUUGCUCAUGGAAGACUUUGCACGAGCAGUGGCACAAUGUGUGCGGGCAUCAUCGCAGUCAAUUUGUUGGUCACUGUUCCGACUAUUUGCUGAAGAUGCUCACGCUUGUGCCACGACGGAGCAAGGAUUGAGCCAACUACUAUUUGCCUGCUUAGUUAUGGCUCAAGGCGAAGAAGUGGAAGAAGCGGGUCGUAUCACACACGUGGCAACAGCACUCGGGCGUGCCGCCAUGCCACCGAAUCAUACCCAGGCGACGAAUGACGAUUUUGUUCAAUGGAUUGGAGCUCAGUUUCCUCUUCUCUACACGAUCUUCAUGUCAUGGAUGGCCCGUAAAAGCUUUGGCUUGUUGACGAAACCGUCGUAUGAAAUGCCCCGAUUGUCGCACCGAAGCGACAUUUUGGCAAGGUCACAUUUCGUAGCGUUAUCGGCCGUCACUACGUUAAUGCAGACACCGCUCAGUCGCCUGUACACGAGUGCGCAGGAUGGAUUGAGCUUUAAUCGUCUAAGUUACCAUAUCCUAGGAUAUUCUGGACCAACACUGACGGUCAUCCAAGACACGCAAGGAGCUGUGUUUGGCAUGUUUUGCGAUACCGAGUGGAAGGAGUCAUGCCGUUACUAUGGAGGGAAUGGGUGUUUCCUCUACCGGAUGGAGCCUGACGUUAUUAUCUACCGCGUGUCGGCAAGUGGUGCUAACAAAAACUACAUGUACUUGAACUCGAAGGGUUUUGCACUUCCUCGCGGACUUGGUAUCGGAGGAUCGACUGAGAAGUUUCGGUUAUUUUUGAGCGAAGAUCUGGACGAACACAGCUACACAACUUCGAAUGACUUGUCCUUCGAAUCGGGUACGUUGUCGUCUAGCGAGCAGUUUACAGCUGAGACCAUCGAAGUGUGGGGAUGUGGAGGAGAAGAAAGCGAAGACAACCAGAAAUCUCAUCGCCAGGAGACGGCUGACCUGAUAAACCGGGCACGAAAGGUCGAUAAGGCUCAAUUCGUCGGAAGUGACUUUGACAAAGAAAUGUUUUUGGGGAAGACUUUCGGCCACGGAACGGACACAGCUCGUGUAGCUGAUGACGAGCACUGA